UUCCGCUUCCUCCCCAGAUAGCUGAGUAAGGGAGAUGCGACGAGCUUCUCUACUUUUCCAAUACAUCAGCUAGAAAUUCGACUUAUGUUCAAGAUCUAUAGGUAUUCUGUUCCCGCAUCUUGACAAGACUGUGCUUUCCCUUUGUUGCCGCUGUAUCCAUUCGCUCCUGCCAUUAGUGUUGUUGACAAGAGGAAGUGCAAAUCCUCAUCUUCUCCUUCCUGUCUUGAUACACUUCUAUGCUAGCUUUUUCCAUGGCAUGUUUACUUCUUCUCUCCAUCUGUUUCCUUUCUUUCCAUCUUACACCACGACACAACUUCAUUGCAAAGCAUUGUGUUUCUCUGCGGUUUUACUUAAUCGAUUCAUUCAUCCAAAUCUCGUUUUGGUCGGUCUCGUCUUUCAUUCUAUACCUAUUAAGCUUCAUCUAUCUACUCGAAACCGUAUCCUUCGAUGUCUUCAUCUACCGCUCUUCUUCCAAAUGGAAGUAAUAAGAAGAAUGACCAUGUAAGUUACAUCUCAACAUUUUCAUUCACAGUUGACGAAUGAUUCUAAUCAAGUUAUAGCCUAUCUUCCUCCGUGCUUGUCACUCUCCGUGGAUCAAUAUUUCCCAAAAAUGUCUUGUCUACCUCAGAGGAGCCCUCGCAGCCUACUUUCUGAUCUCUUCGCUUGUCAUUCUUCAUUACGAGCUUGAAAUCCUCAAAAAUGGCUGGUUGGUUAUUUAUAACCUUUCAAAUAUUGUGUACGGCCUUCAAACUCUAUACGCCUGGGUCGCCUUUGUAAGUAUAUGUCCUCGGCUCCUCAAACUGCACGCAUCAUUACUCAGUUUCAAUAUCUGGUACUAAUCUUUACCUGUCGGCAGAUUUGGACCUUCAUGCACCUUUACUACCCCCACAACAAUGACAACAAUUCUUCUUCGCUCUCUGGCUACAUGCGAAGAUUUCUCUCACCAUCUCGUAAAAACACUAACACCAACGGAAAGUACUUAUUCAGCGUCUUUCAUUGGGUUAUCCUUGCUUUUCCUCAUGUCGUUACCUUCAUCCACUGGGCAGUUAUCGUUCCUCGAAACAAGACAGAAAUUCCAGGUAAGAAUCCUUUGACGAUACUGCAAUCAAACUAACGAGGAUCCAGGAGACACAAUCUUUGAUGAUAAGCUCACGACUUACUUCAUCUUCAGCAAGCACGGUCUUAAUUCCGUCGUUGCUUUGAGCGAGCUCUUCAUCCUCAGCAGCAUAAAGAGAUGCGACGUAGGUUUUUCUGACUCUAUCUCUCUCAUUCUACUAAAUAUGUUCAAGCCUGUUUGGAACCAUGUUACUGCCAUCGCUGUACUUCUUCUUGCAUAUGUAGGCUGGGCAGCUGUCGGCAAGUUCUAUGUCGGAAAAUACACAUAUUUCUUCCUUGAUUAUGAGAAGUUAGGAUGGGAGUAUUAUUGGACAUCUGUUGCUGCUUUCAUUGUUCUCGGUGAACUCUGUAAGUUAUUCCUCCCUUCAUGCAGAUAUGGUCUAGCUAACGGAUUCAGUUUUUGCCUUCGUAUAUUCCCUUACGGGUGUUCGCGAGUCCAUGACUAAGAAGCAAAGCGAUGACAGGGGCGCAGGGUAUCAGAGAUUGCCUCAGUAGAAGGUCAUACCGAAUUUCUAAGAGAUUCAAGAGAAGUCUAAGCACAAUCAUUGAGGCCGACGAGUCAUGCGUGGAAAGGUUACGAAGGAUUAAAAUGUUGAUGGAAAGCAACCCUGAUGCGUGACCGAGGUAUCAUACUGUUUGACUUUUGUUUCGUUCGGUAUUUUUAUUUGUUUCCUUUCUUUGCUUUUCUGUUUAUGGUGGUAGUA
This is a messenger RNA of Sclerotinia trifoliorum, 1820 nucleotides long. NCBI's taxonomy places the organism in Eukaryota, Fungi, Ascomycota, Leotiomycetes, Helotiales, Sclerotiniaceae. The record is from the annotation of a GenBank genome assembly.